Colossoma macropomum (tambaqui) is the source of this 3493-nucleotide messenger RNA. Its product is annotated as zinc finger protein 160-like. The transcript has 4 exons. Gene Ontology annotation, molecular function: DNA-binding transcription factor activity, RNA polymerase II-specific; RNA polymerase II cis-regulatory region sequence-specific DNA binding. The record is from RefSeq and is a predicted model, not a curated record. Gene Ontology annotation, biological process: regulation of transcription by RNA polymerase II; central nervous system development. Gene Ontology annotation, cellular component: nucleus. NCBI's taxonomy places the organism in Eukaryota, Metazoa, Chordata, Actinopteri, Characiformes, Serrasalmidae. The coding region runs from base 216 to 1997 and encodes 593 amino acids.
UUUAAAAUGACUACCGUUCCGCCUGUUUCCGUGACUGCGCGGUUCCAGGGUGAAGCCGCUUCAGGCCAGGUGGUGGCGCUAACUGUGUAACUACAACUUUCUCCAACUGCGCUAAAGCGGAGAAGCAGAAGAUUGUGUUGUGGUCAGCAGUCCACGCCUCCGCGCUCAUACAGUGUUGUUGGAGGAACAAAAAGAAGAGCUGAACUGUUGAAGAAAUGAAUGAUGUCCUAUGUGAAGUCUUCUCCACCAAGAGGAACGUUAAACUGCUGAAACAGGUUAAAUAUAAGAAUAUGGCAUCCAGAAGACAUUCUAGUACUCAGCAAAUGCCAUCUGGUUCCCUCCACAUGAAUAAAUCUCACAGACAAACACAGAAAUGCAGCAAGGAGAGAACUCACUACUGCCUGGAGUGUGGAAAGAGUUUUACUGAACAGAGUGCUCUCAGAAUACACCAGCGAAUUCACACAGGAGAGAAGCCGUAUUACUGCUCAGUGUGUGGGAGGAGUUUUACACAAAAGAUUCAUUGCCAAAAACACCAGCUCAUUCACACAGGAGAGAAGCCGUAUUACUGUUCAGAGUGUGGGAAGAGUUUUACUCGACAGAGUACUCUCAUAGCACAUCAGCGCAUUCACACAGGAGAGAAACCAUAUUACUGCUUAGAGUGUGGGAAGAGUUUUACUGUACAGAGUAAUCUCCAACGACACCAGCUAAUUCACACAGAAGAGAAGCCGUAUCACUGCUCAGAGUGUGGGAAAAGUUUUAAUCAACAGGGUCAUCUCCAGGAGCACCAGCGCAUUCACACAGGAGAGAAGCCGUAUCACUGUUCAGACUGUGGCAAGAGUUUUACUAUACAGAGUUCACUCCAACGACACCAGCGCAUUCACACAGGAGAGAAGCCAUAUUAUUGCUCAGAGUGUGGGAAGAGUUUUAAACAUCCGAGUACUCUUCAACAACACCUUCGCCUACACACAGGAGAGAAGCCGUAUUACUGCUCAGAGUGUGGGAAGAGUUUUACUGUACAGAGUAGUUUCAAAAAACACCAGCGCAUUCACCGUAGCCAAAAUGCACACAAAUGUUUAGAGAGUGAAGAGAGUUUUAAUUAUAAUAGUCAUUUCCAAGGACACCAGCGUAUUUACACAGGAGAGAAGCCGUAUCACUGCUCAGAAUGUGGAAAAAGAUUUAAUCGUCAGGGUCAUCUCCAAGAGCACCUGCACAUUCACACAGGAGAGAAACCAUAUCACUGCUCAGAGUGUGGGAAGAGUUUUAAUCGUCAGCGUUCCCUCCAACAACACCAGCGCAUUCACACAGGAGAGAAGCUGUAUCACUGCUUAGAGUGUGGGAAGAGUUUUAAUCAUCACGGUCACCUCCAAGAACACCAGCGCAUUCAUACAGGAGAGAAGCCGUAUCACUGUUUAGAGUGUGGGAACAGUUUUAAUCGUCAAAGUACUCUCCAGCAACACCAGCGCAUUCACACAGGUGAGAAGCCGUAUUAUUGCUCAGAGUGUGGAAAGAAUUUUAAUCGACAGAGUCAUCUCCAAGAACACCAGCGCAUUCACACAGGAGAGAAGCCGUAUCACUGCUCAGAGUGUGGGAAGAGUUUUGCUCUACAGAAUAAUCUCAAAAUGCACCAGCGAAUUCACACAGGAGAGAAGCCGUAUUACUGCUCAGAUUGUGGGAAAAGUUUUAAUCAACAGAGUACUCUCAAAAGACACCAGUUCAUUCACACAGGAGAGAAGCCCUAUCACUGCUCAGAGUGUGGGAAGAGUUUUAAUCAUCAGAGUGAUCUCAAAACACACCAGCGCAUUCACACAGGAGAGAAGCCGUAUUAUUGCUCAGAGUGUGGGAAGAAUUUUACUCUGCAGAGUACUUUCCAGAAACACCAGCGCAUUCACACAGGAGAGAAGCCAUAUCAGUGCUCAGAAUGUGGGAAGAGUUUUAGGCAUUCAAAUACUGGGAAGACACACAAAUGCACCAAGAGCAAAAGUGGAAAUAGGCAGUAAUGAGUGUAACCAUAACACAUCCCAGGAAUGAAGGUCUUCAGGAAACAAUGCUGAUAGCCCAAAUUUAAAAAAAAUCACCCUGUUACUGUUUCCCACUGUUUCUUAAGCAUUAGCCUGAAAUACAUGAAGUACAAUGAAAUACAUUUUUUGUGCUGAAGUCAAGCCUACAGUCCAGACACCUAAUGGGAAGGUGUGGCACUUCAUAAUCUCUUCAACCCAGUUCCCAGAAUGAGUUCAUAGUUUCAUGAGUUUUCAGUAGUAUAUCUUAGCUAGUAUAGUGUUUCUGAUGUAAUAAUGGAUGUUUUGGCAAAUAUUUAACAAUGUGUUUGGCUCCUUGAAGCUCUCUAUGCUUCUUUGAUACCUUCAUGUUAACUAGUCGCAAUGAAAAUGUCACUUUGUCUUUCAUUUAAAUCUUAAGGAAAUGUUUUCUGUAUGUUUUGAAGAACUGUAAUUUUGAAUUAUUAUUAUUAUUAUUAUUAUUCUAAAUUAAUUUAUAUUUUCUUUGAUUGAUGUGAUUGAUUUGAUUGAUUGGAAAUUCCCCCUCACACACACUCACAAAUUCUUUAUCUUUAAUGCAAAUUCAUGUUAAUAUCUUAAUAAUUAUUAAUCAUCAAUAAUCAAAUUAUUUUUAAUUGUAUGCCAUUUAAGCCUAUUCUAUUCUUUUCUGAUGUUGCCCCAGUAAGGAUGGCGUCAUAUGUCUAAGCCUGUGUCCUUUCGAAGUUUCUCCAUUAUACCAUCUAGAGCAGGGGUGCACAACUUCGGUCCUGGAGGGCCGAUGUCCAGCACGGUUUGUUGAUUUACCUGCUCCAACACACCUGAUUAUACUUAUCUGUUAAUUGCCAGGUUAAGUGGAAGUGUUUGAGCAGGGAAACCUCCAAACUGUGCUGGACACCGGCUCUCCAGGACGAGAGUUGUGCACCCCUGAUCUAGAGAGUUUUUCCUUGCUACUGAUGCCUCUGGUUAGCUCAGUUCGGGACUCAGACAUCAGAUCUCUGCAUAUAAUUUGCGUAAAGCUAUAACUGCUUCGACCAAAUCUGUGUUGAGGCAAGGAAGACAGCAUCUGCGGUUCUUAGCCCCCACCUCCCUCUCUCCCUCUCUCUCUCUCUCUCUCUCUCUCUCUCUCUCAAUUCUUAGGGGCAAUUGCACUGUCAUUAGCUUAGGUGUGGUUUAGAGGUUAACCUGAGUUUUAACCUGAAUGGGUCAACGUAGGUUGUUAAACUCCAUUGCUGUGUCCUCUGAACGUGCACUUAAAGUGCACCUGCAGUUUAAACUAAACCCAAUAGCAAGUUUUUUUUGUUUUUUUUUUAAAUGGUGCUGUAUCUCAAGUUGCACUGAGGUUGAUCUUAAACCUGCUAAAGACGUGGUUUUACUGAGGUUUAAAGCAAGAUUACUGUGAUUGAAGUGUUUCUUUAAAUAUUUAAAUAUUCAAUACCAAGGCCCAUAUACAUGUGUUCUGGACUUCAAGACGUUUUCAAUUUAUGCUAUGUUGUUUAAUU